This is a messenger RNA of Limulus polyphemus (Atlantic horseshoe crab), 671 nucleotides long. RefSeq names its product NADH dehydrogenase [ubiquinone] 1 beta subcomplex subunit 3-like (gene ND-B12). The record is from RefSeq and is a predicted model, not a curated record. The transcript is spliced from 2 exons. Bases 210 to 524 code for a protein of 104 amino acids. Gene Ontology annotation, cellular component: mitochondrion. Gene Ontology annotation, biological process: electron transport chain; mitochondrial respiratory chain complex I assembly. Lineage: Eukaryota; Metazoa; Arthropoda; Merostomata; Xiphosura; Limulidae.
CCUCGAUGGACUGAUAAGUUAUUUUGUUGCCCUUAGAUAUUAUGUUAAAUUUAUUUAAAAUUUAUAAUAGCUAUUAUUUUUCUGUAGGUGUCGUUGGUGAAAGAACUAGUUAGGAGAGUGAGACUGAGAAUAUAGUUUUUCUUAAGUAAAAUAAAAAAGAUCAAUUCAAGUUUUUUAAUUAAAGAUUAACCAAUUAAUGCUACAUUAUUAUGGGUGGUGAAAGUCACGGACAAAGUGUUAAGAUACCAGACUGGAGAAUUUACAAGGUAGAAGAUGUCCCGCAAUUAAUGCAAGUACAGAAAGCUCUCUCUCAAUAUGGACUGAAUGAUCCCUGGCUUAGGAAUGAAGUUUGGAGGUUCAAUCCAGCUUUCGGCACUAAGUGGCAGCGGCUAAGAUUAGGUUUUUUUCGAGGCUUCAAGUGGGGGCUAGCAGCCUGUGCACUAACAAUUGUUGUUGAGAAAGCCUUAGGUAUUGAUUAUCACCAUCCUUUAGGUCAUGGAGAAGAAGGACAAAGUCACCACUAAUCAACAGAUUCUCUUGCCUUGAACUUAGUUGUAGAUAGCUAUUAUAGAACAUCUGUGUUUGACCUGUAUAACUUAACAACACAGUGUAAGGUUCAUCAUUUCUUUUAGUAGUGAUAAUAAAAACUAUCUCCAGAAGUUGAAGAAACA